CAUCGCUGUCUGUUUUGUAGUGUAGACCAAAAAAGGAGAGAGGAAGCAUUGGUGGUCAUCCGUUAACCCAGCAGGUAAAAGAAGACAAGGAACAAGAUAAGCGUUUUAAACUCGUUUCCAAGUAGGACGUGUUUAUUAAUAGUCAAUACAGGUCAGAGGAACAGGAGCAAAGGUCUAAAUGAGAUCCCCAUGCUCUAUCAUGAACAAUGGCCUUCCCUCCCCAUUUCAAUCUUUCAGUGGAUGAACAAUCAACCAGCAGAGUUUUUCUGAAGACAUUGGUAGCAGAGCUGUGCGCAGGAAGGAAAAUGGCAUGGAACUAGUACAGGAUAGCAAAAAGCUUCGAGCACUAGAGCAACGAGGAAGGGGGAACUAAAUUGGUUAAUCGGUUAGCCCUGGCAAUGGGCAAGGACGGCGGCGACCCCGGCGGCGGCGGGUACCCGCUGGUGGCGGUGUGCAUCGACAAGGACAAGAACAGCCAGAACGCCCUCAAGUACGCCACGGAGUCGCUCGCCCACAAGGGCCAGACCAUCGUGCUCGUCCACGUCCACACCAAGGGCUCCUCAGGUGGCGUGGAGGACGCGGCCGGGUACAAACAGCCGUCGGACCCGCAGAUGAAGGACCUGUUCCUCCCGUUCCGCUGCUUCUGCACGCGGAAAGACAUCCACUGCAAGGACGUGGUGCUGGACGACCACGACGUGUCCAAGGCGAUCGUCGAGUUCGCCGCGCACGCCGCCAUCGAGAAGCUCGUCGUCGGCGCCACCGCCAGGGGCGGCUUCGUCAGAUUCAAGGCGGAGAUCUCGAGCAGCAUCUCCAAGACGGCGCCGGACUUCAGCACCGUGUACGUCGUCUCCAAAGGCGGCAAGGUGACGUCGGUGCGGCAGGCCGUCCGCCAGGCGCCGGCCGUCUCGCCGCUCCGCACAAUGAUCCAGGGCCCCAAGCCCGAUAACGUGUCCACGCAGAAAUGGACGCCGCCGCCUCCUCCGUCCACGACGAGACCUGACAUCGCCGGGACACCGAAGAUACAGGACAACUUCAUUAUGUCGCCGUUCGCGAGGGGGGCGAACACGUCGGUGAGGAAGGCGUUCCCGGACUACUCGAUGCCGGAGUCGUCGGACAUCUCCUUCAUCAGCUCCGGCCCUCGCCGGAGCUUGGACCUGUACCCGCCGCGGCUGUCGUCCGGUUCGGACGCCCACGACCACCACAGCUUCGAGGCGACGCGGCCGCCCAGCAUGUGGGGCGGCGACUCCUUCGGCAGCGACUCCCAGUCCAGCAACUCCUCCUUCGCUUCCUCCCUUCCCAUGGAGGACAUGGAGGCCGAGAUGAAGCGGCUGCGGCUUGAGCUCAAGCAGACCAUGGACAUGUACAGCACCGCGUGCAAGGAGGCGCUCACGGCUAAACAGAAGGCGAUGGAGCUGCAGCGCUGGAAGACGGAUGAGGAGCAGCGGUCGCACGAGACGCGGCUGACGGAGGAGUCGGCCAUGGCGCUGAUCGAGCAGGAGAAGGCGAAGGCGAGGGCGGCCAUCGAGGCGGCGGAGGCGUCGCAGCGGCUGGCGGAGAUGGAGGCGCAGAAGCGGAUCAGCGCGGAGAUGAAGGCGCUCAAGGAGACCGAGGAGCGUCUCAAGUCCAUGGGCGGCGGCGGCUCGCGCGGCGCGGUCCGGUACCGCAAGUACACCAUCGAGGAGAUCGAGCUCGCCACCGAGCACUUCGCCGACGGCCGCAAGAUCGGCGAGGGCGGCUAUGGCCCGGUGUACAAGGGCCACCUGGACCACACGCCGGUGGCCAUCAAGGUGCUCCGCCCCGACGCCGCCCAGGGGAGGUCGCAGUUCAACCAGGAGGUGGAGGUGCUCAGCUGCAUCCGCCACCCCAACAUGGUGCUCCUCCUCGGCGCGUGCCCGGAGUACGGCUGCCUCGUCUACGAGUACAUGGCCAACGGCAGCCUCGACGACUGCCUGUUCCGGCGCGGCGGCGGCCCGGUCAUCCCGUGGCAGCACCGCUUCCGCAUCGCCGCCGAGAUCGCCACCGGCUUGCUCUUCCUCCACCAGACCAAGCCCGAGCCGCUCGUCCACCGCGACCUCAAGCCGGGCAACAUCCUCCUCGACCGCAACUACGUCAGCAAGAUCAGCGACGUCGGCCUCGCCCGCCUCGUCCCGCCCUCCGUCGCCGACAGCGUCACGCAGUGCCACAUGACGUCGGCGGCGGGGACCUUCUGCUACAUCGACCCGGAGUACCAGCAGACGGGCAUGCUCGGCGUCAAGUCGGACGUCUACUCCCUCGGCGUCAUGCUGCUCCAGAUCGUCACCGCGAAGCCGCCCAUGGGGCUCACCCACCACGUCGCGCGCGCGCUCGACCACGGCACCAUCGUCGACAUGCUCGACCCGGCCGUCCACGACUGGCCCGUCGACGAGGCGCGCUGCUUCGCCGAGAUAUCCAUCCGCUGCUGCGAGCUCCGCCGGAAGGACCGCCCCGACCUCGCCACCGUCGUGCUCCCGGAGCUCAACCGCCUCCGCGCCCUCGGCGAGGACAACAUGCAGCUCUGCAACACCAUGAGCGGCGGCGGCCGGAGCAGCAUGCACAGCUCGCCCUACAACAGCAACUCCUCCAUGCAUCAACCUCAUCGACAAACCGAUAUGGCGAUUGAGCACAGCGUAGGGAGGUCGUCGUACGACGCGGACACGAGCCAGCAAGCCAUGCAGGGACGAAGGCUCAACUACAACUAAAUUAAAGCUGACCUGAGUUUUGCACUACGACUGCAAUAGGCGUUACUGCAAGGCUCACUUAAGCAUGAUUUUUAUCCAAUGCUUCUCCUGAUUAAUCUGAGUAGGAAGCUACUGUUUGUUAAUGCAGAGACAGAGAGCCAUGUUCAUGCCUACAUGUUGGUGUGGUUGUAAACUAGUUGUCGAUCGUUUCUUGAUCCUCCUGUUGUUUGUAAAUGACCUGACAUUUUAAAACUAAUCAAAAUGCUGACAGUUCAUCCAGAA
Messenger RNA from Oryza sativa Japonica Group (Japanese rice), 2978 nucleotides. RefSeq names its product U-box domain-containing protein 52. Lineage: Eukaryota; Viridiplantae; Streptophyta; Magnoliopsida; Poales; Poaceae. Gene Ontology annotation, biological process: protein phosphorylation. Gene Ontology annotation, molecular function: protein kinase activity; ATP binding. The record is from RefSeq and is a predicted model, not a curated record.